AUGGAACCAAGAUCAAGAGAAACUACUCCUACAAAAGAGGAUUUGGAUUUUAUAGUUGAUGAUGGUUAUAGACAUGAUGAGGAUCCAGAUUAUAUUCCAGAUGAAAAAUAUCUUGUUAGUGGAAAAGAGUUUAAAAAGUUAACACAAAAUGCUAAAAAACUCGGUGCUGAAUCACUUGAUUAUUCAACACGAAAAAAUAACAAAUAUAUGGUCACUCUUCCAAGUGGAAAAAAAGUUCAUUUUGGAUCGACAAAAUAUGCUGAUUAUCUUACUCAUAAAGACAAAGAAAGAAGAGAUAAAUAUCUUGCUCGAGCUACAAAGAUUAAGAAUAAACAAGGAGAAUUAACUCAUAAUAAUCCAGAAUCAGCUAACUAUUGGUCAACAAAACUUCUUUGGUAGUAAAUCGAUUUAAGAAUUAAAAGAUUUUUAAAAAAUGCAUCGCAAAAAAAUUUUAAAUGGUGGAAAGAAGUUCUAUAUUCAUCCUAUUUUUACAAAUUAUGCCGCUUCAAAAGACGGUGAAAUUUUAAAUGUAAAGACUGGAAGAAUUUUAAAAAAAAAUUUGACUACCUCGGGAUACUAUGAGUUUAGAAUAUAUGAUAAAAAAAAUUUUAAACCAAAGAAUUACCUUAUACACAGGUUUGAAUGGGAAUGUGUUAAAGGUGUAAUUCCAGAAGGAUUUGUUAUUGACCAUUGUGAUUCAGUUAGAACAAAUAAUAAAAUCGAAAAUUUACAAUUGCUAACUUUAAAAGAAAAUGUUCAAAAAGGACGUAGUAAACCAAUAAAAUCAUUUACUAUCAAAAAUAACGUACAAAAAAACUAUGUUAGUAUUACUUCUGCUUCAGUCGAAUUAGAUAUUUCCUUUUCAAUUAUCUCUGGCAUUUGUAGAAAAGUAAAGUAUUACAAAACAGUUAUUUCCAAAAAAGGUGGGGAUAGAUACUCAUUUGAAUUUUUAGAAAAAAAUGCUUAAAUAUUUAAUUAAAAUAAAGAAAAAUGUUUUUUAAUGAUUAUUAUACCUUUGAUACUUUAGUUAAAAAAGUAAAGGAAGCACAAGAAACUAAUGAUUUAAAAAAACAGAAAAUUUUGAAAGGUUUUACUAGACUUUUAUUGAUAUUUGAAAAUAUUUAUUUUAUUAUGAAAGAUUACGAUGAUAGUGAGGAGUUUGAUGAAAUAAAACCAUUUUAUUCAUAUAUUGCUCAAAUUUUGUGUAGUUAUUUAGAGAAUUAUAUCAGAGGUGAAAAGUUUGAUUUAGACAAAAUAAAAUCUAUUUCAGAUUCUUUAGCAUAUAAAUACGCUAUUUUUGGUUUUAGUUUAAUUGAAGGAAAAACUUAUUUAAUGUUAGAUAAAUGUUUCAAAGAAGAAGAGGAAGAUAAUAAAAUUUUACAAAUUCCUAUUCCAAUUACGAAAACAGAUGAGUGGUUUAAUGAUUUAAAGAAUAGUAAUUUAUAAUCAAAAAUGCAAUUGUCAAGCUACGAAAAUCUUACCCAAGACAAUAUUAUCUUUAAAGAAGCCAAAGGAUUUAAAGUCCAAGAUAGCAAAAUUAAAUACAAACGUAUCCCAAUUGAAAUCAAAUAUUCGAAUGGAAAGAAAGGACCGCUUGUAAUCGAAACCCCAUUUCUUUUUAGCUUUGGUGUUAGUGAAAAGAAAAAUCAAGAAACAAAAAAGUUAGUAGGUUAUAGUAUUCCAGUAUGUCUUUGGGCUAAAGAUAGCGAACCAAAUAACAAAGAAAAAGCAUUUUUGGAUGUUAUUAAUAACUUAACAUCUCUUUCUCAACAAUAUUUAGAGAAUGAAUAUGGCCCACAUUUAGCUUCGUCUCUUACUACACCAUUAUAUUACAAACAGGAAGAAUACACUGAUAAAAAAGGAAAGAAGAAAACAAGAAUUGAUCCCUCAUCUGCACCGGUUUUUUAUGCAAAACUUAUUUACUCAGAAAAAUCAAAGAAAAUUUUAUCUUUGUUUAAGGGAAAG
This is a messenger RNA of Porites lobata, 1965 nucleotides long. The record is from the annotation of a GenBank genome assembly. NCBI's taxonomy places the organism in Eukaryota, Metazoa, Cnidaria, Anthozoa, Scleractinia, Poritidae.